GCAGGACAGAAGGCAAGAUGGCACUAAGCACUCGGAUCCAGGCUGCCUGUCUCCUGCUUCUCCUCCUGGCCAGCCUGAGCAGCGGUGCCUAUCUCCGGCAACAGACGAGACAGACUACGGCUCUGCAGCCUUGGCAUGGGGCAGAAAGCAAGACUGAUGACAGUGCGCUGCUGAUGCUGAAGCGAAGGAAGCGAGACACCAACUUCCCCAUAUGCCUCUUCUGCUGUAAAUGCUGUAAGAAUUCCUCCUGUGGUCUCUGUUGCAUAACAUAGAGAGCCAAGAGCCUUGUCCUGACCUCUCAACACACUGCCUCCCCUCCGCCCCAUUAUUUAUUCCUGUCCUACCCCAGCAAUGACCUUG
This is a messenger RNA of Rattus norvegicus (Norway rat), 360 nucleotides long. It is a transcript of the gene Hamp, whose product is annotated as hepcidin antimicrobial peptide. Gene Ontology annotation, cellular component: extracellular region. The transcript is spliced from 3 exons. The coding region runs from base 18 to 272 and encodes 84 amino acids. The record is from RefSeq and is marked provisional. Lineage: Eukaryota; Metazoa; Chordata; Mammalia; Rodentia; Muridae. Gene Ontology annotation, biological process: intracellular iron ion homeostasis.